AUGAAAAAAGACACCGUGGAGGUGGCAGGGUACAUAACCCUACCACUUCAACUCCCAGGCACAGAUGCCUACCCAAAGACCGCAACACACUACCUCUACCUCCGGCGCCACGAACCGCGCAUUCCAGACCCAGACUCCGCACGCUCCCUCUUCCUCGUCAACAUCCCCAUCGACACAACAGAAGCGCACCUCCGCACCCUCUUCGGCAAAUCCCUCUCCGCUGGCCGCGUCGAAAAAGUCCACUUCGAAGAUGUGCCCACGAAGAAACGCGGCGUCGCCGCCGCAACAGAAACCAGCCUCGCACACCGCGGGAAAAAGCGCAAGCGUGCAGUCGCCACGGCCGACGAGCUCCAGAACCAACUAGAUGAUAUCAGCUUCCCGUCAACCUGGGACCGGAAGUUGCAGAAGUCGGGCUCGCAUGCCAUUGUGUUGUUUGCGGAUAAAGCGAGUAUGGAGACGAGUUUGAAGGCUGCGACCAAGGCCGCGAAGAAGGGAACCAGCCUCAAAUGGGACGAGGGUGUUUCGGACAAAGUUCCCAGUCUCGGGCUGCAGCGGUACCUUGCGCACGAGAAAUUGCGAUAUCCUGACCGGGCGGACUUGCUUCGGUCUGUGAAUGAGUUUAUGACUGUGUUUGAGCAGGUUUCGGAGGCGAGACGACGGGAGGAGGCGCGGAAGUUUGCGGAGCCGGAUGAGGAUGGUUUCGUUACUGUUUCGCAUGGUCCGAAGCUUAAUUCUGUUGCGCGCGAGGAAGAGCUUAAGGCUUUGGUUGAGCGGGAGAAGAAGAAGCGCGAAGGAUUGGAGGACUUUUAUCGGUUUCAGUCGAGGGAAAAAAGGAAGGAGAGGCAGAAUGAGUUGCUCAAGCGGUUUGAUGAGGACAAGCAGAAGUUACGGGAUAUUAAGGAGCGAAGGGGGAAGAUUCGGCCCGAGUGA
Molecule: messenger RNA, 930 nt
Organism: Penicillium argentinense
Lineage: Eukaryota; Fungi; Ascomycota; Eurotiomycetes; Eurotiales; Aspergillaceae
Product: putative ribosomal small subunit assembly protein
Exons: 2
Coding region: 1-930 (309 amino acids)
Biological process (GO): ribosomal small subunit assembly; rRNA processing
Cellular component (GO): UTP-C complex; CURI complex
Molecular function (GO): nucleic acid binding
Source: RefSeq, a predicted model, not a curated record